Molecule: messenger RNA, 1168 nt
Organism: Nicrophorus vespilloides
Lineage: Eukaryota; Metazoa; Arthropoda; Insecta; Coleoptera; Silphidae
Product: fatty acid synthase-like
Exons: 6
Biological process (GO): fatty acid biosynthetic process
Molecular function (GO): fatty acid synthase activity
Source: RefSeq, a predicted model, not a curated record
AUGGGCAUCUCCGGAAAAUUCCCCAACUGUAACAAUAUAGAGGAGUACUUAGAAAAUUUGAUGAACAAGGUGAAUAUGUGCGAUGACGACGAACGACGUUGGAAGCACACCAAUCCGGAGAUUCCAAAGUUAGCAGGGAAAAUAAAUCAACCGGAAAAGUUCGAUACAGGUUUCUUUGGUAUCCAUCAAAAUCAAGCCGAAGAGAUGGACCCCGUUAUUCGCAUGUCCUUAGAAAGUGCAUACGAAGCUAUUGCUGAUGCAGGUAUGAGUCCUGAAGACGUUAAAGGUUCGCGAACUGGUGUAUUUGUUGGAUCAUUUUACUCGGAGGCUGAGUCAAUCAACUGUUAUAAGAAUUUAAAACCGCAAGGUUACAGUCUCGUAGGCUGUACGAAAUCAAUGAUAUCACAAAGAAUAAGCUACGCUUUACAUCUAAAAGGUCCUUCUUUGAUAUGUGACACAGCAUGCAGCAGUAGUUUAGAAGCUAUGAAUCAAGCUUACAAGUCAAUUUGCGAAGGAAAAUGUGAUAUGGCUAUUGUGGGUGGAACAAACUUAUGCUUCAAUCCCAAUGCUACUUUGCAAUAUGCACGACUAGGUGUUCUGAACAUGAAAGCAGAAUGCAGACCAUUUGAUGACAACGCUCAUGGUUUCACUAGAUCUGAGGCGAUCGUUAUGAUUCUCUUGCAAAAAAAGAAAGUUGCUAAACGAAUCUAUACAGAAGUCGUACAUUGUAAAUCAAAUGUAGAUGGAUAUAAAGAACAAGGAAUAUUGCAACCAUCUGGUGAUGGUUAUUCACUUCUCUUCAAAGAAGUCUAUGAAGAAGCAAACAUUUCCCCAACGUCUGUUGCUUAUAUUGAAGCUCAUGGAACUGGCACAGUUGUUGGAGAUCCUUUGGAAGUGAACUGCAUUAACGAUUUCUUUUGUUCGGGAAGAAAAAACGCGUUACACUUAGGAUCAUGCAAAUCCAAUAUAGGUCACACCGAACCUGCUUCUGGUCUUUGCGGCAUCACAAAAUUAAUUUUUGCGAUGGAAACUGGAAUUAUACCACCAAAUAUAAACUUCGAUAAACCUAAUAAAAAUAUUAAAGCACUUGUAGAUGGUAGUAUUAAAGUGGUGACAGAGAAGACUCCUUGGCCGAAGGACUUGAAAUUUGGCGGUAUAAACAAUUUAU